Molecule: messenger RNA, 4137 nt
Organism: Lepus europaeus (European hare)
Lineage: Eukaryota; Metazoa; Chordata; Mammalia; Lagomorpha; Leporidae
Gene: GAB2
Product: GRB2 associated binding protein 2
Exons: 10
Coding region: 13-2052 (679 amino acids)
Source: RefSeq, a predicted model, not a curated record
GCGGCCGGCAGCAUGAGCGGCGGCGGCGGCGACGUGGUGUGCACCGGCUGGCUGAGGAAAUCGCCCCCCGAGAAGAAGUUGAGGCGCUAUGCCUGGAAGAAACGUUGGUUCAUCCUGCGGAGCGGCCGGAUGAGUGGUGAUCCAGAUGUUCUCGAAUACUACAAGAAUGACCACUCCAAGAAGCCCCUGCGGAUCAUCAACCUGAACUUCUGUGAGCAGGUGGACGCAGGCCUGACCUUCAACAAGAAGGAGCUGCAGGAUAGUUUUGUGUUUGACAUCAAGACCAGCGAGCGUACCUUUUACCUGGUGGCAGAGACGGAAGAAGACAUGAAUAAGUGGGUCCAGAGCAUCUGCCAGAUCUGUGGCUUCAAUCAGGCUGAGGAGAGCACAGAUUCCCUGAGAAACAUUGCCUCCGCCGCGCACGGGCCGCGCUCUUCUCCGGCAGAGCUCAGCAGCGCUGGCCAGCACCUUCUCCGAGAGCGGAAAUCCUCCGCGCCGUCGCACUCCAGCCAGCCAACUCUGUUCACGUUCGAGCCCCCCAUGUCCAACCACAUGCAGCCCACCCUGUCCACCAGCGCGCCUCAGGAGUAUCUCUACCUGCACCAGUGCAUCAGCCGGAGAGCAGAGAACACAAGGAGUGCCAGCUUCUCUCAGGGCACCAGGACCUCGUUUCUCAUGAGGAGCGACACAGCCGUACAGAAGCUCGCCCAGGGCAAUGGACACUGUGUCAACGGGGUCAGCGGCCAAGUCCAUGGCUUCUACAGCCUUCCCAAGCCAAGCCGGCACAAUGCAGAAUUCAGAGACAGCACGUACGACCUGCCCCGGAGCCUGGCGUCUCACGGCCACACCAAGGGGAGCCUCACCGGCUCCGAGACAGACAAUGAGGACGUGUACACCUUCAAGACACCCAGCAACACCCUGUGCCGUGAGUUUGGGGACCUCCUGGUGGACAACAUGGACCUUCCGAGCACCCCACUCUCAGCCUACCAGAUCCCCAGGACGUUCACGCUGGACAAGAACCACAAUGCCAUGGCAGUGGCCACUCCUGGGGACUCAGCCAUAGCGCCCCCGCCCCGGCCCCCCAAGCCAAGUCAGGCAGAAACACCUCGAUGGGGCAGCCCUCAGCAGAGACCUCCAAUCGGCGAACACAGCAGAUCAGUCUCUGUCGCUGCCACCAUCCCCAGGCGCAAUACGCUUCCCGCGAUGGACAACAGCCGGCUGCACCGAGCUUCCUCCUGCGACACCUACGAGUACCCACAGCGCGCAGCCGAGAGUGCAGGCCGGCCUGCUGAGUCCAUGAGCGAUGGAAUCGGAUCUUUCCUGGCAGGGAAAGCAGCUUUGGGCCGGUCAGACAGUGCCAACUCUGAAGACAACUACGUGCCCAUGAACCCAGGUUCCUCGACCCUGCUGGCCCUGGAGCGAGCAGGGGACACGUCACAAAGUGUCUACAUCCCCAUGAGCCCAGGGCCCCAUCACUUUGACCCGCUUGGCUACCCAGCCUCUGCCCUUCCUCUGCACCGCGGCCCCAGCCGGGGAAGUGAGAUCCAGCCACCCCCUGUCAACCGUAACCUCAAACCUGACCGGAAAGCAAAGCCAACGCCACUUGACCUGAGACACAACGCUGUCAUCGAUGAGCUCCCCUUCAAGUCACCUGUCACCAAGUCUUGGUCUAGGGCCAACCAUACCUUCAGCUCCAGCUCGUCCCAGUACUGCCGCCCCAUCUCCACCCAGAGCAUCACCAGCACGGACUCCGGGGACAGCGAAGAGAACUACGUUCCUAUGCAAAACCCCGUGUCUGCCUCUCCUGUUCCCAGUGGCACCAACAGCCCAGCCCCUAAGAAGAGCACGGGCAGCGUCGACUACCUGGCCCUGGACUUCCAGCCUGGCUCCCCAAGCCCUCACCGCAAGCCAUCCACGUCGUCCGUCACCUCCGACGAGAAGGUGGACUACGUUCAGGUGGACAAGGAGAAGACCCAGGCCCUGCAGAGCACCAUGCAGGAGUGGACAGACGUGCGGCAGUCCUCGGAGCCUUCUAAGGGCGCCAAGCUGUGAGGCCGCGGCCCUGGCCGCCAGGGAAGGGCGGGAGCCAGCGGCUGGAGCUGCCUCCUCCCCCGCUCUGUCACUCACAGCCUUCAGGGCAAGGCGCUAGACCAAGUCAGGGACGCUGAGCCCUCCCCUGGGAGGUGAGGGCCUGCUCUAGACCCCUCCUGGGGGGCCCCCUCCCCACCGCUGUGAAUUUCUUCCCUGAGGGCCUUGCCUCCACCCACCUUAGUUAGGAGCUGCCUCUGUCCUCUCGCCCGUGCUCAGACUCUGAGGGAAGGCUGGGGGCUGUGGCCGUAGCACCACCCCCCAGCCCCCCUCCCCUUGUGACAGAGGUGCUCCUGCAGCGCCCGGCAGCCCAGACCGCCCCAGCCCUGCUGUCCUCAGCAGAGGCAGCCUUGCAGGGGACAGGGACAGGAGCAAGGAAGGGGGACAGAAGGAAGGGACAGGGGGUGGUGGUGGGCUCCCCAGCACAAGGAACAGGGCGUGCAGCUCAGGACAGUGGGGUCCAGGCCCCGGGAGCCCCCAUGGUGGCAGCUUGGACGGAAGUGGAUGGUGCCGUGUGUGUGGAGGGAGAAUGGUGUGGGCAGGAGGCAGUGUGGUGCGGAGAGAGGUGACGCAGGAGCGCAAGGGCGCCUGGGACAGAAACAGCAGGUGAGUUUCCACAAGGUGGAGGGCGCAGAGGUGACUUGAGGAGAUGGGGGAGGCGGUGCCCAGGGCCGAGGGCCCCGGUCUAGCCGUGGGGCAGCCCCGCGGGUUUCUCGCCUCACCGUCUGGUGCUCCCUAGCCUUCCAAGUGCCGCUUUGGAUCAGGACUUGGCUGCCUGCUCUCCUCCCGGGGCUUCAAAGGUCAGAGUGGCAGGCCUGACCGAAGCUUGGGGCUGCCGCUCUCACGUUUCUGUGUUCAGGGUUUUUAAGCAGUUUCUCCAGGGCCAGUAGACUUCCCACCGUGGCUGCUGGGGGUGGCCCCAGGCCCCUCUUAGCAUCCCUCCCUAGAGCAAAAAAUCCCAGCCUGGGAGACGUAGUUUCCACCACGGUAGCCCCUGGCUUGUGCAUUGAGGACAGAGGCAGUAACCUCAGCGGUGAGGAAGAGGACACGAACCUCCACUGGCCACGCACAUGGGGACAGAGGCUGCUGCAGCUAGGCCCGAUGUUCCCAGGGCCCAAGCAUGGACAGCCUCACGCUUUGGCAGGCUGCGGGCUCAUCCCACCCACCCCCGUCUCUGUAAGGCCCUCUCCUGGGAGUCCCUCGUGGCAAAGCUUUUAGUGUCCCCCAACUCCAUCAGUGCCCGCAGGGCCCAGCCCACAGCCUCCCCUGUUGACACCGGGUUGCCACAGACCACAUUACCACGUCCCCAGUGUGCCAUGCAGCGAGUGGAACUGGUUGGAGUCUUCAGUGAGGCAGCCUUCGUCCUGCUCUCAGUCCUCUGCCUAGGGGACCCCUUAGGCUGCAAGUACGGGCAGAGAGAGGCUUGUGAGCCCUAAGCUGCCCACAGGGUCUGGCACACAACCACCUGCCACCCUGGCCAGAGGGAGUCGGCACUCAAACUGGGCCUGAAGCCACCCAGCCUCGGGCUGCUGCCUGGGGGCUGCCUCAGCAGCACCCACUUCCAGCUCUACCUCUGCAAGGUUCAAGUCAAGUCCUGCGGCAACGACGAGCAGCCGGCGAUGGCGUCUCCCAGGUGGGAUCGCUCAGCGGUACCCCCUGCCCCUUCUCUCCCUCCACUCUGGUUCUCGCCCUGUGUCUCAGACAGAAGCACAAUUCGGAAGUUUCUGGGGCAUGGCGUGCAACUCCAGGCUGUCCUCUGGCUCCCUUACCUGUCCCGGGCUGUGGCCCAGAGAGGCCAGCCCUGCCGUCCUGGGGGACCAGGUUGUAUGUGUGGGCUACGCGUGUUCUGAAAUGUAGAAUCAUUUCGUACGGAACUGUCACUAGUUGUUGGGAAGAGAUAAGUGGGCUACAUGCAGCCCCAUCUGAAGUUCUGUUCUUGUCACCAUUUAAAAUUGACAUUUAAUUUUUCAAAUCACUGUUGGUGCCUAAUCACUUAAGUUAUUAAUUUAUUCUGUUUCCUCUGUAACACGUAUUUAUCUUGUGAGUAGU